Corylus avellana is the source of this 1950-nucleotide messenger RNA. The record is from RefSeq and is a predicted model, not a curated record. NCBI's taxonomy places the organism in Eukaryota, Viridiplantae, Streptophyta, Magnoliopsida, Fagales, Betulaceae.
CCCUCUCUCUCAGUCUACCACAAACCCUAGAUAGAGGGGAGGGAGAGACCAGACGCCUCUUCUAAUAAUAUCUUCUCUCAAGUUGUUUUGCUUCAUCUCCUUUUAUUUAUUUAUUUAUUUAACUUAUUUAUUCGGUAAAGUUUUGCCCUUUGCAACGCAUCAAUGUCAACCUAUCUUCCUGAGGAAGUGGUAUUGAAUAUACUGAGCAGGCUGCCCCCAAAAUCCCUAUUCCGAUUCAGGUGCGUUUCCAAAUUUUGGCAUACUCUCAUUGGAAAUCCUGAUUUCUUUACCCCAAACUCUCUCAACCGAUCUAUUCUCGGAGACCCCGAUCGUUCUGCUCCUCUCCUUCUCGUCACAGAUGACCGCCGAAUCGGCACCGACUUUCAAUAUAAGCAUAUUUUUUAUUUCCUCUCUGGCGAGACCCUGGAUUGCCAGUCUCAAAUUAUUGUCAAGUUAGAUGCUCUGUGUGAAAAUUUUACGAUUGUGGCUUCCUGUAAUGGUUUACUCUGUCUCCACCAAUUCGUCGAUGACAGAAUCUAUCUUUGGAACCCCGCAACUUCAAAAACUUUAAAGGCUCUCCCGCCCCUGCGACGCCCGCAGAUUGAUAGGCAUAUGAAACUGAAGUUUGGUGUCUUUCUGAUCACCAUCGGAUUCGGUUUCGACAGGAGAUCCAACGACUUCAAGGUGCUGAGGAUUUGUAACGUUUUUGACGACGGGGAUAUGGAAAGUAAACGACGAGUGGAAGUGUACCGCCUGAGCACUAGGAGAUGGAGACGGCUUGACCUGCCCGUGCCGUUUGCUGAACUUUACCAACGCUUGUCGGGGGUUCCACUUCCAAAUUUUCCUACCACUGCGUCAGAUGGCGUUUUUUUCUGGUGGGUGGCGUCCGCUAAACAAGAGGAAAUUGUUGCUUUUGACUUCGGCGACGAGUUGUUCCGAACGACACUGCUUCCGGACGGUGCACAUUUUUCAGAUUUCACUUCUGUUACUUUUACGGUGUUAAAUGGGUUCGUUUCUAUAGUGGGUUUCCCUCAUCAAAGAGUUCGCUCAAGAAAGCGUAUACGCGGGGAAACAAGCACUACUCAAUGUUUGGUUAUAUGGGUUUUGUUUGAAUUUGGUGCGGAGGAGUCGUGGACUAAACUCAUCAAUAUUCCACUUUUGCUGGACUACCCGGAAAGGCCCAUAGGAUUUUUUAGAAACAGAGAGUUGUUUAUGCAGAAUCCGGAGGGGCAGCUGGUCUUGUACGAUCUGUUAACCCAUUCAAAGAAGGAUGAUCUUCAAAUUUACGGGAAUAGCAGCAGUAGGAAUAAAAGAUUGUUGCAAGUUUUUCCCUACACGAAUUUGAUGAGUUGGGAAUGGAUGGAGCUCAACGGCCCUAAGGCGUUUGGAAGAAAAUGAAGUAAAUAUAAAAGAUUUGAGCUCAAAGAGAGAAGAAGGGCAAAAUGGAAGCCCCCUGACAAUGCGAUCGAUCAUAAGCAGACCUGCGAUUGAGCACAGUACCAGAAAGGCACAACACGAAGCAGGCCAUGAACGAUCGAGUGCACGACAAAAAAGGAUCGAUCGCAGACCUGUGAUCGAGUGCACACGGGUUGCAAUCGAUCGCACCCGUGCGUAGGAGACACAUCAAGUGGUGGCUAGAAUGUCUUUCUUUCCAUAUUAGGGUUUUCCAACUCCCAAUUGUAAUAGAUUUUGAAACCUUACGAAAUCUCUAGAUUUACUACUUUGUCAAGGAUUUUUAAAGCCUAUAAAUAGACCCUUAAGUCUUUAGAAUAGGUAUGCUUGUAAGGAGAAGAAGUGGAGCUCCUCAAGUUCAAGUUUCGGGUUUAUUCUUUUCCUUUAUUUUAUUUUAUUUUAUGAAGAUGAUUAACAUAAAUUUUAUGUGUAGCUAAAUUAUUUAGUAGGGCUAGAUUGAAGCCCUAGUUAUGUUUUGUUGAUAAUUCAAUAUUGGCG